Messenger RNA from Megalops cyprinoides (Indo-Pacific tarpon), 1980 nucleotides. It is a transcript of the gene khk, whose product is annotated as ketohexokinase. Gene Ontology annotation, biological process: fructose metabolic process. Gene Ontology annotation, molecular function: ketohexokinase activity. The record is from RefSeq and is a predicted model, not a curated record. The transcript has 8 exons. Lineage: Eukaryota; Metazoa; Chordata; Actinopteri; Elopiformes; Megalopidae. Bases 129 to 1037 code for a protein of 302 amino acids.
UCGAUAUGUCACCCAUAGACGCGAGCACGCAUGGACCCCACGGACUCUGAGUCCAAAGACUAAAAGGCAUGGCUUGGUUAACUUGCCAUGCAAAGUACAAAUAACACUAGUCAUAAUACGAAGGCAACAUGGAGGACAAAAAGAUCUUGUGCAUCGGAUUAGUAUGCCUGGACAUCAUAAAUGUUGUGGACAAAUACCCGGAAGAGGACACUGACAGCAGGUGUUUGUCCCAGAGGUGGCAGCGUGGUGGAAACGCUUCGAACUCCUGCACUGUCCUCUCACUUCUUGGGGCACCCUGUGCAUUCAUGGGCUCCCUCGCGCCAGGACCAGUGGCAGACUUCAUCGUGGGGGAUUUCGCGCGGCGAGGGGUGGACAUUUCGGCCGUGGCGUGGCAGAGGGAGGGGGAGACCCCGUGCGCCUGCUGCGUGGUCUGUCCCGCCAGCGGCUCUCGCACAGUCGUUCUCUCCGACACAAACCUGCCCGACGUUUCCGUAGAGGACUUCUCCAAGGUGGACCUGAGUCAGUAUAAGUGGAUCCACUGGGAGGGUCGGAAUGCGGAAGAGCAGGUGAAGAUGAUCCAGCAGGUGGAGCUGUACAACAGCAAGCAGCCGGAACAGAACAGGAUCACCAUCUCUGUGGAGAUCGAGAAGACCAGAGAGCCUCUAUACCAGCUGUUUCCUCAUGGUGACGUGGUGUUCGUCAGCAAGGACGUGGCCAGGCACUUUGGGUUCCACUCGGCUGCGGAUGCACUAAGAGGCCUUUACAGCAAGGUGAAGAAGGGGGCGGUGCUGAUUUGUGCGUGGGCAGAGAAGGGGGCAGAUGCCAUGGGUCCCGACGGGGUGGUCGUCCACUCGGACGCCUUUCCCCCCGAGUCACUGGUGGACACGCUCGGCGCGGGUGACACCUUCAAUGCGGCGGUCAUCCUUUCCCUGUCCAACGGAAAAAGCCUGCAGGAGGCGCUGACUUUCGGCUGCCAGGUCGCUGGGAGGAAGUGUGGUGUCCAUGGAUACGACGACAUCGUGCCUCUGAAUAAGUGAAGGCCACACGCUAAUGAGCAAAGUCAGUCACACUGGAAACAUUCCCUCUAACAACACACACUUGUAGCGUACAAAAGCCGGCUGAAAUGAAAUGACUCAAAUGAGACACUGGCCAUAGACAUCACAUUAGUGCCAAAUCGCAUGGACGAGGGCUUGGGUCAUUUCACAGGGAUACGUUUGCUCUGUGGAUGUGUAAGAAAAAGGAACGAUGGGGUUUCAUCUUCAUGGUAGUGAUACAGUGCUGCUAAACUGAAGUGAUUUGUAAAAUAAACUGACAGUCUGUAAUCCUGCACUCAAUGGUGUUUGUGUUGGGGUACUGAGAACAAGCAUAGUCCGGAGCUGCUGUAUCAGUGUUGCGUGGCAAAUUGAAGUCGUCAGAGCUUCAUACUACUCAGUUAAUUCUACUUCACUGCUGCCUCACCAUUUGACUGACAUGUUUUACCACCAAAAGAUUAGCCACUGACACAGGGUAAGAUUAGAUUAACUAACAGCGAUUAACAAUCAUACUCAUCAGUAGAAGAGAUGUCAGGUUGAAGGGGACACAUUCUAACCUAACACAAGGCUAAUUAUGAUAACCGAUUCCUUAUAUCUGCUCACCUGGCACGUUAUAGUUCUGGUUGAAAUCCAGGCCUGUGGUUUAACAGCUGCAGUAGCUCUUCAGUGAGGAUUCACCCAUGUGGUAGUCAUCGCUCUUUAUGGCAAGUAGAUAUAUUUGAUAGUUUGCUCAGCGGUUGACAGUUUCCGCGUUAUCGCCGCACUCAGGCUUUCAGCUGGUGUUUGGUUAAGGCCCAGCCAGGGCACCCACCCUUGCUCCUACACAGAUGUGCUCAUGCUGUUACUCACUGUUAUUGAAUGGAAUGUGUGCAAAGACAGAGAUAAACAGGAUAUCUGUCACUCUCCCUCCCUGCCCUGAGCCAGGCGCAGCUGGCUGGCCACCCCGACC